UGUGUGGGAUUUUUUUCCUUUCCCAAAAUACCUCUAGAAUUGAAAGAUAAAGGGAGAAUAAUUUUUCUGCCUGUUCUACAGCCCUUGUCUCCCCCUCAUGUUGAGGAUGGGGGUGCUGGUGCCUCCUGCACUCCUGAGAAACACAAUGGGAUCAGUUAUAUCAGGUUGGGACCCAGGACCUCUGUAUCUUCUCCUGGCCAUCCUGCUUGGGUCUGGAUGCAGAAAUAGGAACAGAAUCAUUUUAUAGAAUUUCAGAGAGUCACAGAAUGGUUUGGGUUGGAAGGGACCGUAAAGCUCAUUUAGUUCCACCCCCUGCCAUGCACAGGGACACCUUCCACUAUCCCAGGCUACUCCAAGCCCUGUCCAACCUGGCCUUGGACACUUUCCACUGCCUCUCUGGAAAACCUGUGUCAGGGUCUUGCCACUCUUACAGGGAAGAAUUCCUUCCCAAUAUCCCAUCUAACCCUGCCCUCUGGCAGUGGGAAGCCAUUCCCCCAUGUCUUAUCAGUCCAUGCCCUUCUAAAAAAUCCCUCUCCAGCUCUCCUGGAGGACCUCUUCAGGUACUGAAAGGCUGUGAUAAGAUGAUCCCAAAGCUUCUCCGGGGUGAACAAGCCCAGUUCUCCCAGCAUUCCCUCAUAGCAGGGGUGCUUCAGCCCUCAAAUCAUCUUUGUGGCCUCCUCUGGGCUCACUCCAACAGCUCCAUGUGCUUCUUAUGUUUCAGUCCCCAGAGCCAGACACAGCUCUGCAGGUGGGGUCUCACCAGUGGAGUAGAGGGGGACAAUCACCUCACUUGCCCUGCUGCCCAUGCUGCUUGAAUUUGCAAGGGGGCUGCUUUUAAGACUGCAAAAAACAGAAAAAGAGAAGAUCCUUCCUUGCCCAUCCAUAAAUAUUUCAUUCUGAUAAUUUCUUAUUCAUUCCUUGGUUCACUGGGGGUGUAACAUUUCCUUUGCUGCCCUGGUGGCACAGAAGGCAGCCCAGCUCCUCGGCUCCUGGCCACGUCUUCCCCACUGAGUACAGCUCUUGGUAAACAAAAACUGGGGAGCACAGCCCUCCAAAGAGGACAUCUGGCCCUUGGCUGCAGGGAAAUGUGCAAGUCCUGCAGCCUCUGUUCCUGCAGGCAUUUGCCUCUGCUUGGCUUGGAGCACAGGAAUGAUCUGUUUGUUCCAUUGAGGUCAGCACUUAGGGGAUGAACCAUCCAUAUGCAUGAGUGUUCCAGUGGCAGGUCCCCAGUUAGGGUUUCCUGGCCCCUGUGAAGAGCUGGAAGAAGAGCACAUCUCCUGCCCAGGACUGUGAGGGCAGGCUGGUGCCAGGGUGGUUUCCAGAGCCCAGAUGUGCUCCUGUGCAGGGAAUGGAGGGGGUUUGGAGGUGGAUUUCCAUGUGCUGCUGUCAUCCAUGCGUGCCCUGGGCAGGGCAUGACCACCAGUCGCAGAUGUGUUGGUUUGGGUGAAGGCCUUGUUAAAGCCCUUGGUUUUUUCAGAGGUAGUGAAUGCUUCAAGGUCCCUUCUGGCUUCCUUUGCAGUUGUUGAAAAUCAGCAUUUUUGAAAUUUCAUUUCUCUAUGGCAUGGUUUUUUCCAUUGUCAACCAGGGCUUAACAUGGUGACUGUUUGUUAGUAAUUUCUUUGUAGACAAUGGUGCAAGAUGCCCUUGAUCUAUAGACCAGGAUUUUAUUAUUUUGUCAUAUACAUUUUUGGUAGAUUUCUUCUGCUGCUUCGGAACAAAUGGCACCAAUCUCUCUGUAUCCAGUUGGGAAUACAUUUUAUUCUUUAGCAAAAUGUUGUUGUAAUAAAAUGUUUUUGUUGGUUAAAAUACCCUCUGCUUUAUUUGUAAGCCACAAAUGUGUCUUCCCAUCUUGACUCCCACAAAAGAAGAAAUUUUCCAGUGUGUCUGAAGUUUGUUAGUUAAUUCAGUAUAAUGCCAAUCAGAUAUUCUCUGAGAAUUGCAUAAAUAAUAUUUUAGGCCCCAUGUUUUGCAUGUCUGUGUAAUAUCCAGCAUAAUUUUCAAGAUCGUGGUUCUUGAGGAUGGAAUUGGAGGAGAGAAUGUUUGAAGAGGAUUUGUAAUAUUUACUGCAAUAAAGAAAUUUAGGGAUUACUCAAAGAUCCUGUCAGUAUUUGGGUCAGAAAUAUAGCCCAAAGGUAUUAGUAUGAUAGGCAAGUUUAAGCAUUAGACUGUAUUAGUGAUUUAGCUAUCAUAAUAGCACAAUAGUCCAUCAUGUGAUGGCUUGUGCACGAAACAUUUACUGUGGAUUAGCCGGGAAAAAUGCUCAAGCUGUCUUGCAAACAGGCCAGGGAAGGUGACUGUUCCUCCUUUCAGUGGAUCUGUCCUGGAAGGGGGUGUAUUGGAGGGGAAGAAAUCUGUUGUUGUAGCAGAGGAAAGCAAAAUUGUUUCCAUCUGAGUUUUUUAAUUCAAAAAAUAAAAUGUUGCCUCUGUAGCAGUGGUCAGCAAAAUGAGGAGCAGUUGAGCUAUUCCUUCUUUGAAAAGGAAUAUUUGAGCAUGAGCAGCCUGUCAUAAUCUGGGUUAUGUUUCUGGGGAGCCAUUUUAAUAUCUCCUCUGAAAACAAUGACUCUAUAUGGAAAUUUUUAUUACAUUCCGAAAUAACAAUUUUCUGUGCCGUGAUUCCAUCUAAAUCCCUUUGCCUAUUCCAAGUGUAAAAAAGCUUAAUCUACAUGAAUGUUGAAAUGUUUGUGAACAUUUUCCUAUUUCAUAAACACGUACUUUUUCCAAAGGAAGCUGGAGAUAAUGGGCAAAAUUCUACUAUUCUUUUUGCUUUGUUAGGCCAGGCUUUAGAUCCUUUCAUCCUCCCCUCCUUCUCAAUGACCUGUGCUAGGGUCUUAAAAUUAUACAUUCCAGAUUACACCUCCACAAUUUUCUGUCCCGAGAUGAUGAAAGGAUUUGCGUAUUAUGGUAAUAUUAUAAAAAAUCUUUUUGGAGCCUAGUUAGCGUGGCUAAUUUGUAGCUACAAAAAAAAAAAAAAGUCAUUUCCAACGCAAAUUAUAAUAUUCAUAAAGUGCUAAACAGAUACCUAACUAAUUUCUGACCGCUCUCGUAUUCCCGAGUAUCUUGCACUGGCCUUUUUUAGGCCUGUCUGCUGGCUCCCAUUUAAUUUGUCCUUAGCUGUGUGCAGUGGAUUAGCAUUUCAUCAGGUUGGAUUAAGAUUGAGCUGACACUGAAGCUUUCUUUUUUAUUUUUACAUGCGCCUGCGUGGGGCCGAGCGGAUCCGCGCACGUUCCGCUAUCCCACUGCCCGUCCCCGCUGGGUGCUGGGACAGCUUCCCCCAGCACGUGACGGGGAGACAACCAAAACAGAGGAAACACAUGUUAAAAAAAAAACAAGUUAAAAACAAACAAGCAAAAAAAAAAAAAAUCAUCAUUCCCUGGGGGAAAGAUUGCAUUGAGGUUGCUGGCUGGGUCAGUGCGUGAGAUUUCAUCGGGCUAAAAUGAUGUCACAUGGAGCGAGGGCUUUAGUGGUUUUAUUUAGCUCCUAAUCCCCACACACUGCUCGGCCAGUUGUCCAUGUGCGCUCGCCGUCCCCAGCGGCACAGGAUAAAGCAUCUGGGCUGAGCGCGGCCGCUCUCCUGCGCGGCUGCAGCGCACGGCCAGGGGCAGCCCCUCCGCCGGCCGCCGCAUGCUCUGCCUGCUAAGGUUACCGAGGAUUAAUAAUUCAGGCGAGCUCGGAAAGGCAAAACCGCCAGCCUCUGGUUUCUGAAGUCCCAGGAGGGCUCAGGCGCAGCACGGCCCGGUUUGGAUGCGUGCCGGAGAAGCACUGAGAAGGAAGGCACCUCCUCUUCUCCGUGUCAGCGGGAGCAAGCAGCCUCGUGGUGAUGCCCAUCCCCAGCAAACACCCCAACAUCGGCCGCUCGCAGAGCUGGGAUGCUGCUGGCUGGUAUGAGGGAAACUGGGAGAGCGAGAACGCCUUCGAGUACCAGAGGCCACCGGGCCGGAGGAGCUCCCUGACCUAUGGUGGUGAGGGCGGCUGGUACGAGCCACCGCGGGCAAAUGAUAUCAUCUUGCAGGGCGGUGCAGAGCUGAAGCAAGAGGCGUACCCGUACCAGGAUGCCACCUUCACGCCGGGGCCCCUGAGGAAGGGCUCUGUCCCCGACUUCGCCUACUGCGACCGGCCGGCGCCCAUGGCAGGCCGGGGCUCUCUGCCACCCCAGGAUUACUACAGCGACCCGUCGCUGUCGGCGAGGUCACCCAAGGACCCCCGCUGCUACCGCGACCACGUGGCGGGCAGGCCGCUGGCGAGCUAUGGGGCGCCUGGCAGCCGGCUGUCCUGGGACCAGACUGCCGUGCGCCCACCUGCCCCACCGGAUGCCACCCGCCUCUACAGAGACCCCAAGCUGGCCCUGGAUGGGCAGCGGAUGCGUGGCAGAGAUGUCUCCCCAGCGUGGUACGGCACGGAGCCCCCCGGCCCGCGGUACGCAGCAGAGCCGCCUGCCUUCCCCAGCAGGCCGGGCUACAGCGAUGGGGCAGAGCGGGCUCCCGAGGCGGCGGCGGCGGCCAGGCAAGCCGUUCCCACCUGCCUGGUGGUGGAUCCCACCACCAGCACCGGCAGCAGCUACGGGCCAGGCAGGGAGAGCACCGGCGCCAAAGGUCCCUAUGACAGCUACGAGGCGGCAGUGGCGACGCCUUCCCACCCGCCGGUGCCCCCUGCCUUCCCUGGGCCGGAGGGCAAGAGGAGCUUUGACCCCGAGUUUGUGGCACUGCUGCGUGCAGAGGGCGUCUCGGAAAGCACCUUUGCUGCCCUGCUGCAGCAGGGCUUCGACUCCCCAAACCUGCUGGCCAUGAUGGAGGAGAACGACAUCAAGUCGGUGGCACCCAACCUGGGGCAGGCCCGCGUGCUGUCCCGCAUCGCUCACAACUACAAGGCAGAGAUGCAGCUGCAGAGACAGGAGCGCAGGAGCGGGGCACUGCGCCCCAGGACCCGCUCCAACAGCUUCAGCCACCGCAGUGAGCUCCCAGCAGAAUAUGGGGUGCCCACCGUGGAUGGCCCUGGCACCUCACAGCACCCACCGCCGCUGCAGCCGCUGUCCCCAAGAGGUGUAGAGAUACACCGCCGGCCAUCCAGCGCCCCGACCCAGCACCUGCUGGAGACCACCACCUACCCAGCCCCCGCGGGGGCUCCUCAGGGGCCGCACUUCCUCCCCGGUUCGGGAUACAACACCCCCCUGCCUUGCAGCACACACCCGCGUCCCGCCUCUGCCUACUCUGCUCCGGUCGGCUUGCCCAUGAUGGCGGCCAACCCGCACGCCAGCCCCAAGACGGCGUACCCCACCACCUACACCGUGCCCAUGGAGCUGAUGAAGAGGGAGCGGACAGCGGUGGCGUCACCGGCACCCAGCCCCCACAGCAGCCCCCAGCUCCUCCGCCGGCCGGGGACAGCAGGGGACAGCAGCCUGGCACCCACUGGACCCACCUUCCCUGCCCAGGUCUCCCCGUACCCGAAGCUCAGCAGGCGCACGGGGCCCCCCGUCAUCGUCUCCACCAUGGCGUCACCUGAACCAAGUAUCCGCCCGCAGAUCAUGAACGGCCCCAUGCACCCCCGGCCCCUGGUGGCGCUCCUGGAUGGCAGGGACUGCACCGUGGAGAUGCCCAUCCUGAAGGACCUGGCCACCGUGGCCUUCUGUGACGCACAAUCAACUCAGGAGAUUCACGAGAAGGUGUUGAAUGAAGCUGUGGGGGCCAUGAUGUACCACACCAUCACCCUGACCCGGGAGGACCUGGAGAAGUUCAAGGCCUUGCGGGUCAUCGUCCGAAUAGGCAGCGGCUACGACAACAUCGACAUCAAAGCCGCCGGGGAGCUCGGGAUCGCCGUCUGCAACAUCCCCUCGGCGGCCGUGGAGGAGACGGCCGACUCCACCGUGUGCCACGUGCUCAACCUGUACCGGCGGAACACGUGGCUGUACCAGGCGCUGCGCGAGGGCACGCGGGUGCAGAGCGUGGAGCAGAUCCGCGAGGUGGCCUCGGGAGCCGCCCGCAUCCGCGGAGAGACGCUCGGCCUCAUCGGCUUCGGUCGCACUGCGCAGGCGGUCGCGGUCCGAGCCAAGGCCUUUGGCUUCAACGUGAUCUUCUAUGACCCGUACCUGCAGGACGGCAUCGAGCGCUCCCUGGGCGUCCAGCGGGUCUACACCCUGCAGGACCUGCUCUACCAGAGCGACUGCGUCUCCUUGCACUGCAACCUCAACGAACACAACCACCACCUUAUCAACGACUUCACGAUUAAGCAGAUGAGGCAGGGGGCGUUCCUGGUGAACACGGCCCGCGGGGGGCUGGUGGACGAGAAGGCCUUAACCCAAGCCCUGAAGGAGGGACGGAUACGAGGGGCCGCGCUCGACGUGCACGAGUCGGAACCAUUCAGUUUUGCUCAAGGCCCAUUGAAAGAUGCUCCCAACCUGAUCUGCACCCCACACACAGCCUGGUACAGCGAGCAGGCGUCCCUAGAGAUGAGAGAAGCUGCUGCCACCGAAAUCCGGCGUGCGAUCACAGGGCGCAUCCCGGAGAGCCUAAGGAACUGCGUGAAUAAGGAAUUCUUUGUCACGACGGCCCCGUGGUCAGUAAUAGACCAGCAGGCGAUUCAUCCCGAGCUCAAUGGUGCCACGUACAGGUAUCCCCCUGGAAUGGUCAGUGUGGCACCAGGAGGAAUCCCAGCAGCUAUGGAGGGCAUCAUUCCUGGAGGCAUCCCUGUCACCCACAACCUUCCCACAGUGGCACAUCCUUCCCAAGCUCCAUCGCCCAACCAGCCCACAAAACACGGGGACAACAGGGAACACCCCAACGAGCAAUAGCAGAUAAUUUAAAAACCAUUCAAUAAACUUAGGACCAAGAGACGUUGGAAAAGAAGUUAUACAUGAACUAAAAGAGAAGAAUUUGAUACGAAAUUUGUAAUGUUGAUUUUGGACAGAGGCAUCAUUGAUGUUCCAGUGUUCCCGACAAAGCAGCCAAGACUGGGGAGAAGCCCUGGAGAAGUCACCUGCUCCCUGCAGUGCUGAAAACUAGGAUGUGAUACAUUAAUGAGCAACUUCUGUUAUUGUGUGUUGAGUUUCCUUCAUCUGUGCAUCAAUCACAUGAAUAAAAAUGAAUUUCUUUUCCCCCCUCAGUUCCUUGGGAAGGACAGGGCUCCUGCACUGUGUCCAGGCCACUGAAUUAAGCCAUCUUUACAGAGUUAACAAGAAACCAUUGUGUGGCUUCAGCCCUUUCCUUUCUCUUGCAUCUGGUGACCUCUCCUAACAGGGGGCAGCAGUCCUGGCUUAGAAGUGGAAGAAAAAAAAAAAAGGAAAUACUCCUCCUCCUCCUUUUUGCAGUGGCCAGUGCCGUGUAACAGAAGCUCUCCUGCCAGGUCUAAGUUCCAGCCAUUCCAGCUGGGAUCUGUGGGAUGGGAAGGGCAGAAAGGGCUCCUGGCAGUGACCACUGCCCUCCCAGGCUAAGGAAAACCAAACUGCCAGUCUCUUCUCUGCCCAAUACACUGAAUAAAGUAGCUGUGCAUCCACCUACGCCCUGCAAUGAUGCAAGAAAAAAAUAAAAGAAAAAAAAAAAGAAAAAAAAAAGGAAAAAAAAAGAAGAAAGUAUUAAGUUUCACACACUAUUUGUACUCAGAUAUAUUUUCUCAGUUUUAAAUCUGCAGCUAUUUUAUCAAGUGGAAAAAGUCUUGAGCUGGAAAGGGUUCAAGAAUAAUGUUGCAUUUCCUUAUGUCUCAGGAAACACUUUUUAUGGUAACUUGUCAGACUGUCUAUGAACAAAAUCCACUUUUUUAGACAUUGAUAAAAGUCUUCUUUUCUUCACGUGAUAUUUUAUACAAGAACACUUCAAGAUGUGUUAUUAGAUGUGACUGAUUUUAACAAAUCCUAUUAGAUUUGUAUCAACUAGUUACAUGUUAUAUUCAUAGUCUUUUGUGAAUCACCGCCUUUUGUUUUUAAAGAUGGCCUGUUUUGAGCCUUUGUAUGGGUACAUUCCUGUUUCUGUGACAAAAAAAAAGAAAAAAAAAAAGAAAUCUUGAGCUGUCCCAAACAGACAAAAAAGAAACCAAUGGCUAUCAGUAUGUUUUGGUUUAGUGUGUUACCGUUACUGUAUUUGUUUAUUGUAAAGGUGGACAUUUAGCGUUCAGUGCAGUUUUCAAUAAAAAGUGAUAAAAUUUCUAUAAUUUCUGAAA
Molecule: messenger RNA, 8142 nt
Organism: Motacilla alba alba
Lineage: Eukaryota; Metazoa; Chordata; Aves; Passeriformes; Motacillidae
Gene: CTBP2
Product: C-terminal binding protein 2
Exons: 9
Coding region: 3818-6781 (987 amino acids)
Molecular function (GO): transcription corepressor activity; NAD binding; oxidoreductase activity, acting on the CH-OH group of donors, NAD or NADP as acceptor
Source: RefSeq, a predicted model, not a curated record